Molecule: messenger RNA, 573 nt
Organism: Necator americanus (New World hookworm)
Lineage: Eukaryota; Metazoa; Nematoda; Chromadorea; Rhabditida; Ancylostomatidae
Exons: 1
Coding region: 1-573 (190 amino acids)
Source: RefSeq, a predicted model, not a curated record
AUGAACUGUCUCAGACUGUGUACUUACAACACGAGAACAGCGUCCACAGACGCUAACCUGCAUGCUCUUCUCGGAGCUGGAGAGCGUAUCAAAUUUCACGUGAUUUCCCUACAGGAGACCAACUGUAGAAGGAGCGGCAUACGACAGAUGAAUGACAGUACACUCGUCAUUCGUGGAGAGAAGGUUCCGUCGCGAAAUGUAGGCAGUGUCGGUUUUGCUGUGCACCCAUCUGUCGUCCAUCUUGCCGAUUCUCACCAGAUCCUGCCAUUUCGUCUGGGCAUUCUUCUCCUCCGUCCUCUACGCCAAAAACCCAUCAGUAUCAUCAACUGCUACUCACCAACAUCAGCAGCUGAUGAAAAUUCCGAAUUGGAAGCGUUUAGCGAGGAGAUGGAGGAAGUGAUCCGCAACGAGAAGUCCUUCUACAAAUUCGUUGUCGGAGACUUCAACGCAAAACUAGGAAUGGCUACAGAAGUGGAAUACACGAUCGAAAGAUUUAGACUAGAGGACCGGAAUGAAAAUGGCAAUUGUCUCGCCGGGAUGUCCGCCUCUUUCAUGGGGACUCUCUUUUCAUGA